AAGGCCAAAUCACACUUGGAGUUGCAGCUAGCAAGAGAUGUUAAGAGUAACAAGAAGGGUUUCUUCAGGUAUGUUAGCAACAAGAAGAAAGUCAAGGAAAGUGUGGGCCCCUUACUGAAUGAGGGAGGCAACCUAGUGACCGAGGAUGUGGAAAAAGCUAAUGUACUCAAUGAUUUUUUUGCCUCUGUCUUCACAAACAAGGUCAGCUCCCAGACUGCUGCACUGGGCAGCACAAUAUGGGGAGAAGGUGACCAGCCCUCUGUGGAGAAAGAAGUGGUUCGGGACUAUUUAGAAAAACUGGACGUGCACAAGUCCAUGGGGCCGGAUGUGCUGCAUCCGAGGGUGCUAAAGGAGUUGGCGGAUGAGAUUGCAGAGCCAUUAGCCAUUAUUUUUGAAAACUCAUGGCGAUCGGGGGAGGUCCCGGAUGACUGGAAAAAGGCUAAUGUAGUGCCCAUCUUUCAAAAAGGGAAGAAGGAGGAUCCGGGGAACUACAGGCCAGUCAGCCUCACCUCAGUCCCUGGAAAAAUCAUGGAGCAGGUCCUCAAGGAAUCAAUUAUGAAACACUUAGAGGAGAGGAAAGUGAUCAGGAACAGUCAGCAUGGAUUCACCAAGGGGAAGUCGUGCCUGACUAACCUAAUUGCCUUCUAUGAUGAGAUAACUGGCUCUGUGGAUGAGGGGAAAGCAGUGGAUGUGUUAUUCCUUGACUUUAGCAAAGCUUUUGAUAUCUCCCACAGUAUUCUUGCCGCCAAGUUAAAGAAGUAUGGGCUGGAUGAGUGGACUGUAAGGUGGAUAGAAAGCUGGCUAGAUCGUCGGGCUCAACGGGUAGUGAUCAAUGGCUCCAUGUCUAGUUGGCAGCCAGUUUCAAGCGGAGUGCCCCAAGGGUCGGUCCUGGGGCCGGUUUUGUUUAAUAUCUUUAUUAAUGAUCUGGAGGAUGGUGUGGACUGCACUCUCAGCAAGUUUGCCGAUGACACUAAACUAGGAGGCAUGGUAGAUACACUAGAGGGUAGGGAUCGGAUACAGAGGGACCUAGACAAAUUAGAGGAUUGGGCCAAAAGAAACCUGAUGAGGUUCAACAAGGACAAGUGCAGAGUCCUGCACUUAGGACGGAAGAAUCCCAUGCACUGCUACAGACUAGGGACCGAAGGGCUAGGUAGCAGUUCUGCAGAAAAGGACCUAGGGGUCACAGUGGACGAGAAGCUGGAUAUGAGUCAACAGUGUGCUCUUGUUGCCAAGAAGGCUAACGGCAUUUUGGGCUGUAUAAGUAGGGGCAUUGCCAGCAGAUCGAGGGACGUGAUCGUUCCCCUUUAUUCGACAUUGAAAAGUCAUAGAGAAACUGGAAAGGAUCCAGAGGUGAGAGACAAAGAUGAUCAAAAGGAUGGAAUGCGAACCAUAGGAGCAAAGGGUGAAGGAACUGGUUCUGAAAUGCAAGACUCUGAGUACUUAGUAGAUCUGGGAGAUGAUUCAAGAGUGGUUUGUAGGAAAGGAGAUGAAAGAGAAAAAUGGCAGUUGAUGAUUGGAGAACUGGACAGCUCCCUUAAAGAAGUAAGCUUAGUUGUAGAUAAACCUCCUACCCCAGUUAGGAGAAUGUUACUUAUUGGGAAUCUAUCUAGUAGCAGGGUGGGAGCACUCCAGCUCCUAGACAAAUCCAACGUGGAAUGGAGAAAGGCUCGUAAUGAGACAGAUGACAUCACUCUUGAUGCCGCAACAGCCCACCCCAACCUCUCCAUUGCUGGGGAUAAGAAGAGUAUGAAACAUGAAGCCCAACCUCAAAAAGUUCCAGCAAAUCCAGAGAGGUUCGAUUCGACUGUCUGUGUGUUGGGUUUUGAAGGAUUCUCUUCUGGAAAGCACUACUGGGAGAUGGACGUUAAGAAGAUCAGUGACUGGGACCUGGGAGUGGCCAGAGAAUCAAUACAGAGAAAAGGAAAACUUUCCUUAUCCCCUAAAGAGGGAUUCUGGGCUCUGGGUCUGAGUGGCAGAGAUUAUUGGGCAAAAACAGAUCCAUGGACCCAGGUCAUGGUGCAGAAAAAGCCCCAGAAAAUUGGAGUUUACCUUAGUUACCAAGAUGGGCGGGUGACCUUUUUCAAUGUAACUGACAUGUCUGUGUUGUUCACAUUUAAUGAUUGUUCAUUCUCAGGAAAGGUUUAUCCAUUCUUUAAAAAUUCCCACAAAGAAACAACAAUGAGAGUUUGUUCAAUUAAAGAAGAGGAAUCAAUUUAA
Messenger RNA from Emys orbicularis (European pond turtle), 2217 nucleotides. RefSeq lists its product as uncharacterized. Lineage: Eukaryota; Metazoa; Chordata; Testudines; Emydidae. Gene Ontology annotation, molecular function: protein binding. The record is from RefSeq and is a predicted model, not a curated record.